Colletes gigas is the source of this 2424-nucleotide messenger RNA. RefSeq lists its product as uncharacterized. Bases 1 to 1569 code for a protein of 522 amino acids. The transcript has 6 exons. Gene Ontology annotation, molecular function: protein binding. NCBI's taxonomy places the organism in Eukaryota, Metazoa, Arthropoda, Insecta, Hymenoptera, Colletidae. The record is from RefSeq and is a predicted model, not a curated record.
AUGAUGGAGACUUUGACACUGAUACUCGAUGAUUGUCGUAUCAAAGUAAAUAAAGAGAAACUUGCGAGUAAAAGCUGCUAUUUUGCAUCUCUCUUCUCGCAUAAUUUUAAUGAUUCUCAUAACAAGGAACAUGUUAUUAAUUAUGAUAUUCCUUUAGCUACUUUAGAGAAUUUUGUCGAAUGGAUUCACGAUGAUAUGGACCGCGUAGAAAUACAAUGUCAUUCGUUGAAGGCUUCUAUGACAAAAUUUGUGAAUAAAAAUUUUACAGAAUUACUCAGUCUGUUACAAUUGAGUGUACUGUUCGUAGUCGACGAAUUAACAAACGAUGCCAUAGAUAUUAUAGUCAUAAAUUGGUUGCUGCCAGAGAAAUUAAUCGAUAUAUGGUUAUUGGCACAAGAAUUGAAUGUAAAAGUACUACAAGAUAUUUGUCUUGCCACAUGUUUAGACCGGUUUGAGGAACUACCUUUACCUUCGCUCGUAGAACUGUCCAAAAAGAACAUUACUCUGUUGCUUCAAUAUGUUAAUGUGAGGGCUUCUAUCGAAUACUUGCAGUUUGUGAGAAAUGAAUGGAUACAGCAUCAUAUGAGGUCAGACAUUCCAGAUAUAAAAUGUGAAAGACAGCUCAAGUUCAUACAGGGCAUUGUUGUAUAUAAAAUGUACGAAUGCACAAAGAAAGAUCCAUAUUUGUACAUCUGGAACCAUAAUGUAUUUUCUAAGUGCACAGAAUUAAAACACAAACAGUGCUCAGAAAAUUCAAUAAUGGGGAUGCAAGUUGCUAGCAGAGGUUUCAACAUAUAUACAGUUGGUGGAGAAAUGGGUUUAGGGACUGGAAAAUUUAAUGAUAUUAUUUGGCGUUACUCCCUGAUAUCUAAAAAGUGGUACUAUCAAGCUAAGUUGCCAAUUCCAAGGAGACACAUGGUUGUUGCAUUUCUAAAAAAUAAAUUAACAAUAGUGGGUGGUGUGGGAAAGCAUAGGCUGAAAUUGUUUUCGGUCGAUAUCCUUGAUAUUCAUACAGGUGAAUGGAAGAAAGGUGCAAAAGUUCCUGAAAGUUUUACCGAGAUUCAGCCUUACUGCGUUAAGGACGGAAAACUGUUUUUAUUAUUGUCGACCAUUUAUAUUUAUUAUUUAGAGGGUAAUUACUGGCAGACUAUAUUGAAUUAUAGGUAUUCCUCCGUACGAGUCGACGAGUUCUUCGCGCAUGAUGCGACAUUAUUUUUGCUCACUCUUCGUUUGGGUGAACCGGUUCUGUCGAGAAUCGACAUUGUAAAAUUUACAAUGUCGACGGAUUGCAAGAAAGAAAAAUAUUUAAAACAGUAUGCAGAGCAUAAUACAUUUGCUCUACUAGCAUUAAGUCGUUCGAAGUCUACCGUUCACGAAGAUGAUUUGUAUCAAUUAAGGUACGCGGAUGUAAGCGAUAUCGGCAUAAUGUUAUUAAACGAUGGAGGCGAUGAUAAAUAUCAGUUUGUAUAUCUGAAUUCCGAGACGAGAAGAGAUUUACGAAAUUUCUCUAUUCCGAAGUCGGGAUGCUUUAAUAUCAUGGAUCCUGACACCUUGUACAAUAUUAUGUAAUUUAAUAUUUCUCUUUCAUACUUAUAUAUAAAGCAAAGUUUUUUUUUACAGAGUCAAGUGUCAUUUUUAUUUGAUUUCUUUACUUAUCUCUAUCUUCAAACGUUGCGGUGCAAACAAUAGCGAGGAAGAUAAAUACCCGAACUAUUAUAUUUGAAUCAUAUUUUAUUUAUCGUAAAUUUUGUAACGGAAGCAGUCUUCAAACAAGUAUAACACGACAGUGCGUACGAUUACAUGGAAUAAGGACGUACAUUUCGACAGUAUUAAUUAUUUUCGUACAGUCGUCCCGGCAAGACAAGAUGUUAAAAAGAUGUAAUAUAUUCGAGGAUGCUGGUUAUCCUGCCGGAACAAACCGUAAUGAUUUAUCGUUUCAAUUCUAUACCGCCGUUAUGCAUCAUUGUUUACUUAAAAUAUGGUAAUUCGUGUAUACAGCAAAGCUCGUAUUAGCGUAUAGAUCGCGCGUGCUAUCCGUGUAUUGUUCGACGCCUUAGAUUCUUCGUUCACCAUACAACGACACGUGUUUCUUGCGAUAUGAUAAGCACACAAAAAGAAAAUACAGCGUUCCAUGAUAAUUUACAUAUAGAGUAGUGCGAAUACAAUCGUUUUUCAAUUUCUCUUUUAUACACGAACCUUAUAACAACCACCCAUUCGUCGCGAUCGCUCGCGAGUCACAAAUUUUUACAGUCCGUUUUAAUAUUUUUUUCUCUGUUCUUUACCAUUUCUUUUUUUUUUUUUUUUUUCAUUUCUAAUCAUCGUUCUCCCGAUAACAUCGUAGAAGCUGAAAAGAGACGGGUUAGAAGAACGUAAAAAUCAACAGAUUUACGAAUCCCGACAUAGCUACUGGAUAAUAUAAGACGG